Messenger RNA from Bacillus rossius redtenbacheri, 997 nucleotides. Its product is annotated as trypsin-1-like. Lineage: Eukaryota; Metazoa; Arthropoda; Insecta; Phasmatodea; Bacillidae. Gene Ontology annotation, biological process: proteolysis. The record is from RefSeq and is a predicted model, not a curated record. Gene Ontology annotation, molecular function: serine-type endopeptidase activity. The transcript is spliced from 7 exons. The coding region runs from base 40 to 909 and encodes 289 amino acids.
AUAAACUUGCUUGUUUAAAAUAUAACUUAAUUGUUUCGAAUGUUACGUGUAAAAGUAGACAUAGAAGUGGUUUUCAAAGAUUGUAACUUGUAUAUAACUUGGGGUUACACAAAUACGGCGAAUAGAGUCAUUACAGGCGCUUCCAAGAUGUUGUCAACGAUUAUUCUUCUGGGCCUGUUGUCUUUCAUCCGAGCUGGAGAGGCGACGAGGGAAGUCAGUCCCAGGAUCUCCUCGGGCUCCGAGGCCCAGAUACAGCAGUACCCCUACCUCGUGUCGCUGGACCAGGCGCUCGGCGGCUCGGAGCUGCACUACUGCACGGGGGCCGUCAUCGGCGACCUCUGGGUGCUGACCUCGGCACGCUGCACCACCAGCGAGCAGGCCUCCUCGCUGGUUGUGCGCGCCGGGGGCGGAUCCCCGGGACAGGGGGCGCGCCACGAGGCGGCGCUGGUCCUCACGCACCCCAGCUACACCUCCGUGGACGAGCCGCAGAACGACAUCGGCCUCAUCAAGGUCAAGACGCCCUUCUCGUACAGCGCCAGUCUGCAGGCGGCGAAGCUGCCCUCCGCCAACAGCAGUCUGGCCGCCGGCGCUGUCUCCACCGUGGUCGGCUGGGGGCGCCAGGGCUCCGGAGGACAGGCGCUGGUCCCGCGGGCGGUGACCGCCUCGCUGGUCUCCAACCAGGAGUGCUCCCGGGACUUCCAGCAGGGACUCAUCACUGACGGCAACAUCUGCGCCGACUCCCUGCGCGCCUCGGGCAAGGUGGCGGAGGCUGACUCGGGGUCCCCCGUGGUGGUGGCGGGGACCCUGGUGGGCGUGGUCUCCUGGACCUCCGACUACAUCGCCUACUACAACAUCUACGCCAACGUGAGCACCUACCGCAGCUGGAUCUACUCGCAGACUGGCGUCUAGGCGACCUCCAGGUGGCUCUGAGCGCCAGCGCUCGCGAAGACGCGAAUAAAAGCAUUUUGUUGAAACAGUAAACAAAGCUUACCGUUUA